Messenger RNA from Selaginella moellendorffii, 862 nucleotides. Its product is annotated as AP-2 complex subunit alpha-1-like. Gene Ontology annotation, molecular function: clathrin-cargo adaptor activity. Gene Ontology annotation, cellular component: membrane coat; AP-2 adaptor complex. The record is from RefSeq and is a predicted model, not a curated record. Gene Ontology annotation, biological process: clathrin-dependent endocytosis; intracellular protein transport. Bases 19 to 591 code for a protein of 190 amino acids. Lineage: Eukaryota; Viridiplantae; Streptophyta; Lycopodiopsida; Selaginellales; Selaginellaceae. The transcript has 8 exons.
ACGGACGUUAGGUCACCCAUGGCGAUGGCGUCAAUGCGGGGCUUGCAGAUGUUUAUCACGGAUGUGAGGAACUGCCAGAGCAAGGAUCAGGAGAUGGCGCGCGUCGAGAAGGAGCUCAAUAAGAUCCGGAUGAAAUUCUCAUACGAGAAGAGUUUAUCGUCGUAUGAGAAGAAGAAAUACGUGUGGAAGCUGCUCUACAUCCACAUUCUUGGCUAUCAGCUUGAUUUUGGGCAUCGAGAGGUUCUUUCGCUUGUUGGAUCGCAUAAAUAUGCUGAGAAGCAAGUUGGCUACAUGGUUGCUGGAUGUUUGCUCCACGAAAACCAUGAGUUUCUCAACUUGAUCACCAAAGCUAUUCGUCUCGACAUUAUUGGUCGCAGCGAAACGUAUCAGUGCCUUGCACUAACAAUGAUUGGAAACAUCGGCGGCAGAGAUUUUGCCGAAGCCUUGGCUCCGGAUGUACAAAAGCUUGUCGCGCUAUUUCUUUUCCAGGUUUCUGGUUCUUGUCGACCACUUGUGCGGAAGAAGGCGAUUCUCUGUCUCCUUCACAUUUACCGAAAGCAUCCGGAGGUUAUCCAACUGGAUAUAUGGUGAAGACGAUGCAAGCAUUGCAACUGCUUCCAUUGCUUGAAGACCCCUCUAGUGUGCGGCUGCUUCUCGAGCUUCUCGAACGUGUUGUGAUUGGGACCGACAUCACUCAAAGUAUAAACAAAACAAAUGUUAUGCACGCGGCUUUGUUUGAAGCCAUGGAACUGCACCCUUGUCACAGAUCAUGCUGAUUGAUACACAGCAGAGUUUGAUCCCAAGGUGUAUGGUAUCGCUUUCGAAGUUUGUUAGUCUUCGUGAACCGAACCUUCGAUGUCUA